GAGGCAAUGCGGCCACCGCAGUCUGAGAAUGCAAUGGCGCUCGAUAGUGCUGGGCCUCCUGCUGCUGCGGCUGGGCCUUCACCUCAGUCUCUGGCUUCUGUUCGGCUUCGGGCCCAGCCUGGGCUUUUACCAGAACUUGGUGCCCUUCCGGCUCGGCUUGAGCGUGGUACGACAGGCCGAGGCUCCGACGCGGCAUCGGGCUAGCGGGAAGCCUUCCUGGUUCGACCAGACCUGGGGCAAGCGACGGCCGGCGGGCGGUGACCCGAUGAUGUGUCGGAGGCAGCGCCCCGCCGCCUCCAGCCCGGCCGGGCCCGGCUACAAUUUCUUGGACGGCUUCGGGGAGUACAGCCGCAAGUACAGCGCCUUCCCCGAGCCGCAGCGCCGCCGCAUGAAGGAGGCCGCCCUGCGGAUGUUCUACUUCGGCUACGAGAACUACAUGGAGCACGCCUUCCCCCAGGAUGAGCUGAACCCCAUCGACUGCCGGGGCCGAGGGCCCGACCGCGAUAACCCUUCAAACAUAAACAUUAAUGAUGUCCUUGGGAACUAUUCUUUAACUCUGAUCGAUGCACUUGAUACACUAGCGGUUUUGGGCAAUGCUUCUGAGUUCAAGAGAGCAGUGAAGCUGGUGACUACAACAGUCUCUUUUAAUAAAGAUUCAACUGUGCAAGUCUUUGAGGCAACAAUCAGGAUUUUGGGCAGUUUGCUGUCCGCACAUAUGAUUAUAAUGGACCCUGCUCAACCCUUUGGAAACAUGACCCCAGACGAUUAUGAUGACGAAUUGCUGCACUUGGCUCGUGACUUGGCUGUGAGAUUGCUGCCAGCAUUUGAAAACACCAAAACUGGCAUUCCUCAUCCUAGGGUGAAUCUAAAGAAAGGAGUACCUUCUACUUGCCUUAAUGAAACCUGUACUGCUGGAGCUGGCUCUCUGCUGGUGGAGUUUGGAAUCCUGAGCCGCCUCAUUGGGGAUUCCACAUUUGAAUGGGUAGCUCGCCAAGCUGUAAGAGCCCUUUGGAAACUCAGAAGUGACGAGACUGGACUCCUAGGGAAUGUGGUAAACAUUCAGACUGGACAAUGGGUUGGAAAACAAAGUGGAUUAGGAGCAGGAAUGGAUUCUUUUUAUGAGUACCUUCUGAAAUCCUACAUACUAUUUGGAGAAAAUGAAGAUCUGGAGAUGUUUAAUGCUGCUUAUGAAAGCAUUCGGAAUCAUCUGAGGAGAGGACGCGAAGCUUGUAAUGAGGGAGAGGGAGAUCCUCCGCUCUAUGUUAAUGUGAAUAUGUUUAAUGGCCAGCUAAUGAACACUUGGAUUGAUUCACUACAGGCGUUUUUCCCUGGUCUUCAGGUUUUAACGGGUGAUGUAGAAGAUGCCAUUUGUCUUCAUGCCUUUUAUUAUGCGAUAUGGAAACGCUUUGGAGCUCUUCCAGAGCGGUAUAACUGGCAGCUCCAAGCACCUGAUGUAAUGUUUUAUCCACUAAGGCCUGAAUUAGUUGAAUCCACUUAUCUUCUAUAUCAGGCAACAAAAAACCCUUUCUACUUACAUGUGGGAAUGGAUAUCCUCCAGAGUUUGGAGAAUUACACCAAAGUCAGAUGUGGUUAUGCCACGCUUCACCAUGUGAUAGACAAGUCAAAGGAGGAUCGAAUGGAGAGCUUCUUUCUCAGUGAAACCUGUAAAUAUUUAUAUUUGCUAUUUGAUGAAGACAACCCAUUGCACAGAUCUGGGAGCAAAUAUAUUUUCACAACGGAGGGCCAUAUUUUGCCAGUAGACAAGCUUUUCAGAGAAAAGCUUUGGGAAGAUGUAUCUUCUGAGGAAGAAGGCACUGCCCAUAACUCUGGAGUGCUGGACCACAAACCUGCUAACUCCAGCAUUAAUUGCAACAAAGUCCCCAGUGAGCGGAGAUAUGCACUUCCAUUAAAAGGAGUUUACAUGCAGCAGAUUGACCAGAUGGUGGGCCUUCUUUAAACCAACCUCAGAAAGAAUUCAUCGCUGAAUUGGCAGGGACUUGUUCUUCAACUAUGCAACUUUUUAUUUUGUGUACAAAUAUAUCGACAUUUAUUUAUUAAGAUUUUUACAACCUCUCGAAAGAUUUCUAGACAUGUAAUUUCAUCUCUAAUAGUGAUAUUACAUUUUAUACCUUUGCUUUUAUGCAAGGGUGAUUUUUUUUGUUUGAGUAAGUAAUUUUUGAUGCCUAGUGUCUUCUGUGAAGGCAUAGGAUUAAUUGUUUGACUACAGGGCUCUUCCGGAAAGUAUAAAAUGCAAGACGGCUUAUACUAUGCAUUUAAAUGUGUUUGAAUAUUUGUAUAAUUUACCCCAAAAUGUUUAGUGAUUUGAAAUAAAUUUCAGAAUGCAUAGCUAUACUAGUGCAAGUGCAGCACCUUCAUGGGAACCAUGAAAUGGUGACUGGCCUAUGAAAGACUGUUCACAUGUUUUUGGGUAUUUUUCCAGGAGUCCAGUCUUUGGGUGCAGGGGAUCCAAAUAUCAGGAUGAAAUUGUACUCUCUAGAUUUGCCUAAUGUGCCUUAUGCUUUCAACAAAAGUGGAUCAUGGCAUCCUGUCUGAACAUCAAAUCUGCCUUGACACGCAUGAUGUCUGAUGUACAUGCUUUGCCCGUUAGAUGGUUGGCCGUUUUGGACUGCAGCGCUUAUGAUCAAGUGUGCCUUGUUUGAGUCUAUUCACCAGUGAUAAUUGAUUCAUUUUUGUGAAUGAUUCCUUAUGAUCUGUCUUGUGUAAAUAAUAUAAAAAUGACUCCGUUAUGGUGUUUUGGUCCCAAAACUACAGAAGGGCAGCAAUGUUUGUUGAACUUUGCUCAGUACCUCCUCCACAUUAGUACAGCUCUGUCUGGGGACUCUAAUUGGCAUUCUUUCAUUCCCUGGUAGUUUAUAAUUUUUUUUGUUCCAAUGCAUCAUCUUAAAGUGGUUGCCAUUUAGUUUUGAUGGAGUACACUUCUUUGGGAUAUUUUUAGCACUCUUGGUAGUUUGUAUGUCCUCAGUUAAGACUUCAGCAAUUUCGAUUUUAUAAUCUUGAGCAUGUAUGACUGAAUUCAGUGUCAAGAUACUUUCAGAGCAUCUGUGUCUGAUUUAUAUGAUGUAAGUGAAUCUUCAGAUGGGCAUUUAUUGAAAUGCAUUUCGUGUCUUUGUAUCUGGUGAAUUGGCUUUGGAUAGGGAUGAACAAGUUAGGCUAUUGUGAUGAAAUAUGUAUCGUACUUUUCACCAAAGUGUAGAACAGUUUUUAAUACUGCUUCCCAGACUUUGACUUGGUCGCUUACUCCCUGAUCUACUUUGUAUAUGUAAAUCAGGGCACCCUUUUGCUUUUGUGCAUGCAUUUUUGUUCUUUGAGAAAUUUCAGCAUGGGUUUAAUGCCAUGGAAGUUUCAGCUUUAACCUUUUCCAUAGACUACUGGCUUAGAAUCAAGUUAUUUCGACAGAAGGGAGGAGACAAUGGAAGAAGGAACCCAAUCCAGAGACUGAUUCUGCAGCCUGGACUCUGCCUGCCUGUGCUUAAUAAGCUGGCAAUUGAUAUUCGAAGUGAAAAACACAAAUUCAUAGUUUCAAGAUGACCAUGUGCAUGGACAAAGAAGUCGUAAUGGGGUGCAGAGAUUGGUCAAAGGGAAUAUAACAAACAAUUUUUAAGACAGUUUUAUACGGCACCUUUCACAACCAUCUUUAUCAUUUUAUAACAAAAGGUCCAAAUUUUGCUGAUGCUGCAAGUUGACAUUUUGUGACAGCAUUUUCUCAGACCAAGUGCUUAAGGAGCUGCUUGUGCUUCAUUUAAUCCGCUGUAUUUCCAGUUGUGCAAUAGUGAGUUGCAUUUCAGUAGCUCUUUUUCUCUCUAACUUCCAAAUAGGAGGUGGUAUACAUUAUCUGAACUGAAAUGAGACUUGGAACCAAAAUUAGUGAAAUCAUGUCUCAAACGCGUGGUCUUCUCCAGUACUGCAUGUCUCAUCUAAGGACCUUCAAUUUUUCCUGCUGUACAUAUGAAAUAUUUCUACUUCCAGCUGGAACAAAUCCUAGUUAUUGAUGGUUUCCUCGUUGAAUUGCAGAAAUGUUUGACCCAGAAACUGAAUCGACAUGGAGCUUCAUUUAUUAGAAGGAUGAUUUCACAUUACCUGUAGUUGCCUGUAUCCUUCUGAAAUUACAUGCUGCCAUAUUUGGUUGUGUCUUUUUUGUUUGUCCAGCAGUGUUUGUGUUUUUUUUUUGUUUGUUUGCUGUUUGUGCAGGGUCAACCAAAAUUCAGCCUUUAAUUUCCAAUUUCCUACAGGUUUUGAGUGGUCUGUCUAUUUUCUUCUGUGUGGUUGAGGAAAGAAUGAGCCUGAUCAGGGAACAUGAGAGAUCCAGGUAGUGGGAUCUUCCUUUGGUUAAAUGUGCAAUGAAGGUGCCAAAUGUUGAAGAUUUUAACAUUUUAGGUGAUUUCUGUUUAUAUUACACCUUUUUUAUGUAAUUGACCAAUCUGGGUGUAGUGACCUAGAGGACAUAAGCGCAUUUGAUCUUUUUUUAAAACAAAAACACCUUGGUAAGGUUAAUUGUCAAACUUCAAUUCAUAAGAAACAAAGUAUUUACUCAAAACCUAAAUGUUUAUUAUACAGGACCAUGUUGAACUAGUAAAGUUUACCAAAAUCAAUGUGCAAUAUACUUAUAUAAAAGAGAAUUGUAUGAAAUUUUAUUUUCCCAGAAAUGAGCAGUGGUAUUGAAAUUGUGAAAGGACCAAGCAAAUGUCAAUAAAACAAGUG
This is a messenger RNA of Stegostoma tigrinum, 4719 nucleotides long. It is a transcript of the gene edem1, whose product is annotated as ER degradation enhancer, mannosidase alpha-like 1. Gene Ontology annotation, biological process: endoplasmic reticulum mannose trimming; carbohydrate metabolic process; mannose trimming involved in glycoprotein ERAD pathway. The transcript is spliced from 12 exons. The record is from RefSeq and is a predicted model, not a curated record. Gene Ontology annotation, molecular function: calcium ion binding; mannosyl-oligosaccharide 1,2-alpha-mannosidase activity. Lineage: Eukaryota; Metazoa; Chordata; Chondrichthyes; Orectolobiformes; Stegostomatidae. Bases 29 to 1957 code for a protein of 642 amino acids. Gene Ontology annotation, cellular component: endoplasmic reticulum; membrane.